Messenger RNA from Bradysia coprophila, 1880 nucleotides. Its product is annotated as all trans-polyprenyl-diphosphate synthase PDSS2-like. Gene Ontology annotation, molecular function: prenyltransferase activity. Gene Ontology annotation, cellular component: transferase complex; mitochondrion. Gene Ontology annotation, biological process: ubiquinone biosynthetic process; isoprenoid biosynthetic process. The record is from RefSeq and is a predicted model, not a curated record. Lineage: Eukaryota; Metazoa; Arthropoda; Insecta; Diptera; Sciaridae.
UUUUUUUUUUAGUUCUCUCAUUUGUCAGUGUACGUCAGUCCACCGUCACUUUCGCGGAAAUUACAUGUUUUUAACGUUAAAAUCAAGAGAAAAAGUUUAUUUCGAUUAAUUGAAUGAUAUAAUGUCUUGUUGACGGAAAAGCAUUGAGAGGAUAGUUCCACACCGAAAGUAGGUGAAAUAACAACAACAACAAAAAAAGUUUCUCUUUUCGAUUUUUGUUGUGCUACUUUUUGCAAGUUUUCUCCAGUUUUUGUUUUACAACGAAAGGGUGUGCUCUGUGAUUCCUUGUGCCCAUAAGUGCCUACGUUCAGUGUAAUUAAAUUGUGAAAUUUCGACACAAAUCAAAAUGUCGUUUAGCCGAUUUUGUUGCCUAACCCAACGGUCGAUCAUACGGGAUGUUGUGCAACGAUGUUCAGGAAAUCAUUACAACAACCAUCGACUAGCUUGUCUAACAGGAUUCGAUCGGAGACGAUCACUAACGACGAGUCCACAUCAUUGGGAAAAAUUGGCGACGAAACCUGUGCAAAAACACGACUGGAACCGUGCGGUCAGCGAAGCUGAAAAGAUUGUGGGCUAUCCGACGUCUUUCCUAAGUUUACGAUGGUUACUUAGCGAUGAAAUUGCGAACGUUGCCUUACAUUUGCGAAAAUUGGUCGGAAGUAAUCAUCCACUGUUGAAGACUGCUAAAAAAGCAGCCACAGAGAUUGUGUCGAUAAGCGAUAAUCAGAGACAUCUGCUCUAUAAUGGAAAAAACAAUAUGCAAGCAUGGGGUCUUAUCGUCUUGUUGGUAUCGAAGGCGGCCGGACAUGCUGCCCAUAUACCGGAUAUGGAGCAAGACAAAAGUGCUGGCGUUUUACACUCACAGCGUGCAUUGGCCGAGGUCACCGAGAUGAUCCGUAUAUCGCAUUUGGUCCAUCAAGGAUUGGUGAACUUACAGCCAUUGACACAGGCUGGCCAUGAUCUGUCCAUGCACAGUGACAUGACGUUCGGAAAUAAAAUUGCUCUGUUGAGCGGUGACUACUUGCUGGGCAACUCUUGUGCUGAAUUAGCUGGUUUGAGAAAUCAAGAAUUAGUUGAAUUAAUAUCGUCCGCCGUGCGUGACCUAGCUGAAUCUGAAUUUAUCGGCGAUCGCGAUGAACAGAACAAUCCGUUACCAUCGAAACCAAUGCCACACCGUGAGUCAUCGUCGGAAGACAUUGAAGAUGACAAUUGGGUGUCGUCUGAUGUGCUGAAACCAAUGCACAAAGACCAUUGUAUGGGCAUACCCGAAAAGGAAUGGGCAUUGCGUCACAUUUUAAGUGCUGGCAGUCUACUCGGUAAAAGUUGCCAGGGUGCACUGAAACUGGCUGGCCACCCCGAAGCAAUACAGCGCAGUGGAUAUCUAUUCGGAAAGCACUUGUCGUUGGCAUGGCAAGCGUGCCUGGAUUUGGAACCGUUCCAAAGUAAUGCACUGCCAUUGAAUGCUACAUUUAGCUUGGUAUCGGCUCCAGUUCUAUUCCACUUGGACUACGAUCCGUCAUUGUACUCGGAAAUACAGAAGGGUUACGUUUCCAUCGAAAACAUCGACUACGAGAAAAUUCACAGCGAAGUGAUCAAAGGUCCGGGAUCAGAGAAAACGAAAAAUCUUCAACGAAAACACAGUUCGGCCGCAAUGAAUGUGCUAAAUCUAUUUCCACCAUCCGAUGCCCGUACUGCCUUACAAAACAUCAUCUUUGCCAUGCAAGACCUUUGAGGUUGGUGACGGGCAAUGUGUGAGCAAUGAAACGUUUAUAAAUUCAAAACCAAUGAAAAUUCCGUCCAAAAAUUUUGUUAUUAUUGGCAAAAUGUGGGUAUAGUUGUUGUGAUGAGGGGAAAUGCAAAACUUAUAUAGAAAAUGAAAA